Messenger RNA from Cetraspora pellucida, 180 nucleotides. The record is from the annotation of a GenBank genome assembly. Lineage: Eukaryota; Fungi; Glomeromycota; Glomeromycetes; Diversisporales; Gigasporaceae.
AUGAAUACCACAACUCACGUUAUAGUCACAUCUUCAGCCGAAAUUUUACAUGAAUAUAGUGAGAGAUACAUAGUAAUAGUCAUAUUGUGUGAUUAUAGUGAUGAUUGGUAUAUAUCAUUAAACAUCGUGACUAUUGCGGGUGUGACUGUUGCGGGAGUUGACUGUAUAGCUUCGUUUUGA